UUCUGGUUUCCAGUCUUUUUUCUGCGCCUAGAUAUCAAACUCUAAAACGCGGAUCUCUCUCUCUUCCCCUAUAUACUAUAAGCGAAUUUUAACAUCAUGCGGCUGUUGUACGUUUAGUCACCUUGGUAUUUUACACUAAAUAUUCCAACCAUUGGAUUGAUAAUGAUGGGACAGUUCGGCUCACCGUUAUCUUUGCGAGCUGUGGAUUAAUCGCACAAGAAAGUAAUUUCUUCAGAGACCUAGCUUUUCUGCGUUCCAGUUUCAGUCAUCGCAUUAUUUUGGAUUAUACUUUUCAUUUUGUAUGGAUAUUUUCACCGAGCCCUGCAGAUAGAGUAUGCAUUCCACAGGAUGGGUGCGAACAAUGGGAAACAGAGUGGGAGUGAAGGGAAAGGCAGUUCCAGUAUUUCCUCCGACCUGAGUUCAAGUACGGAUCAGACGUCGACCAAGGCUCCAAAGAAUGCGGCUACCAGUGAAGACUCGGAUCUGAGCAUGAGGACCCUGAGCACGCCCAGUCCGGCGCUCAUCCUGCCCCCGCGGUCCUCCUCGCUCUCCCCGGCGGCCCUCUUCAACGGCUCGUCCACCUCCUCGUCCUCCUUCACCGCGGAGACGAUCGCCAUGGUGCACGCGCCGCCCACCGGCCUGACCCGCGUGGGCUACCGGGGCGCGCGGCACCUGCGCGACCAGCAGGAGGCGCUCAUCGACAUCCUGCCGGACCACGCCUUCCUGCAGAUCUUCACGCACCUGCCCACCAACCAGCUGUGCCGCUGCGCGCGCGUCUGCCGCCGCUGGUACAACCUGGCGUGGGACCCGCGGCUGUGGCGGACCGUGCGCCUGACCGGCGACGUGCUGCACGUGGACCGCGCCCUGCGCGUGCUGACGCGGCGCCUCUGCCAGGACACGCCCAACGUCUGCCUGACCCUGGAGACCGUGGUGGUCAGCGGCUGCCGCCGGCUCACCGACCGGGGCCUCUACACGGUGGCCCAGUGCUGCCCGGAGCUCCGGCGGCUGGAGGUGGCCGGCUGCUACAACGUGUCCAACGAGGCCGUGUUCGAGGUGGUGUCCCGCUGCCCUAACCUGGAGCAUCUGGACGUCUCUGGUUGCUCCAAGGUCACGUGCAUCAGCCUGACGCGGGAGGUGUCGCUCAAGCUGUCCCCCAUGCAUGGCCAGCAGAUCUCCAUCCGCUACCUGGACAUGACGGACUGCUUCGCGCUGGAGGACGACGGCCUGCACACCAUCGCGGCGCACUGCCCCAUGCUGACGCACCUGUACCUGCGGCGCUGCACGCGGCUGACCGACGAGGGCCUGCGCUGCCUGGUGCUCUACUGCCCGGCCGUGCGCGAGCUGAGCGUCAGCGACUGCCGCUUCGUCAGCGACUUCGGCCUGCGCGAGAUCGCCAAGCUGGAGGAGCGGCUGCGCUACCUGAGCAUAGCGCACUGCGGCCGCGUCACCGACGUGGGCGUGCGCUACGUGGCCAAGUACUGCGCGCGGCUGCGCUACCUGAACGCGCGCGGCUGCGAGGGCCUGACGGACCACGGCCUGGAGCACCUGGCCAAGAACUGCCUGAAGCUCAAGUCCCUGGACAUCGGCAAGUGCCCGCUGGUGUCGGACGCCGGGCUGGAGAUGCUGGCGCUCAACAGCUUCAACCUGAAGCGGCUGAGCCUCAAGUCGUGCGAGAGCAUCACGGGCCGCGGGCUGCAGGUCAUCGCCGCCAACUGCUUCGACCUGCAGCUGCUCAACGUGCAGGACUGCGACGUGUCGCUGGAGGCGCUGCGCUUCGUCAAGCGCCACUGCAAGCGCUGCGUCAUCGAGCACACGAACCCUGCCUUCUUCUGAACGCAGAGGGGAUGAGGGAAGAGUAGGAACACAGGGAGGGGGACUUCUGCAUUCGUGUUGUAGCAAUGUGUCACUGAUGCCCAACAUCCUUCUCUGUCCAGUAAGGGUGAUUUCUGCUUUUGGUGCAGGCCCUUCUUUUGUAUUUAAUGUGGAUGGUUAGGGAAAUUAAAUGAAAUUUGUAUUUAUGUUUUUUGUGAUACAGGUUUUUUUUUUAGAAACCCAUACUUUCAGAUUGUUUGAGGGAUACUUACUUUAAAAAGGGGUUUAACUAACUACUCUUCAGCAAUGUUUGUUAUGCCAUUUUUUUGUAAGAGCCAAAUAGAUUUUGACAUUGACAGGUACAUACAUACCACCUUUCAGCUUCUGCCAUUUAAGAAAUUGCAGUUGAUUGCAUUAGUCUUGCUGUCCUCUCACAGAUGAUUUCACAGGGAAUAUGCAAUAGAAGACUAUUUCUGUGUAACAACAAAAAAAAAUGUUAAGACAAUCAAUCACAGAAGCACUAUCUAAAAUGUUUGUCCAUGGAAGUUUACAGGACAUUCAAGUUGAUGGGAAUUUUGCUGGAUUUUUACUUAAGUAAGCAGGAGACCCAGUCAUGGAGAUUAAGUUCAAUCAAGACGUAGAUGCACUCACAUGUGCACAGGAGAGGGGCAGUUCACAAGACAGCGUACAAGGCUCCCUAGCGUAUUGCGUCUCUUGCUAGACACAGAAUGAUUUCUGAGCUCGAAUAACCGAUUAUGACAGAUCAUGACAAAGUGUUGCAAGUGUUACACUAUCAUGACGGGGCAUUUCUUACUUUACAUUGGUAGCUGUAAGACCAUGAAACCAUACAUUUGGAUAUUACAUGUCACUUUGCUUUGCACUCUCUCUCAAAGUGCUAUAUGUCAGAUACUCAUGAUUUGUUGCAUCUUAUUUCCAAGGGAAUUUUAAUGUACAGUGCCAUUUUUAUUAUGAUGUCUUGUUCACUUUCAUAAUGGUCAAAUCACUAUAAGAACCAGCCUGCUUAUGUCAGGUGGUUUGUUUAACAGAGAAUUUGGAACA
Sardina pilchardus (European sardine) is the source of this 2871-nucleotide messenger RNA. It is a transcript of the gene fbxl7, whose product is annotated as F-box and leucine-rich repeat protein 7. The record is from RefSeq and is a predicted model, not a curated record. The coding region runs from base 349 to 1833 and encodes 494 amino acids. The transcript is spliced from 4 exons. NCBI's taxonomy places the organism in Eukaryota, Metazoa, Chordata, Actinopteri, Clupeiformes, Clupeidae. Gene Ontology annotation, molecular function: protein binding. Gene Ontology annotation, cellular component: cytoplasm.